GCUUAUUUAGGUUACAUAUAUUGUAAAUAACCGUCAUUUGCUGGAGCGAAUAAGUCACAGAGCUGGUGAGCGAGUCGACAGUCAACAGAGGAGGUCCAUAUGGUACAUGCAUUUGAGGAAUUCUUUGACCAUACGGAGGUGCAAGGUCAACAUCAACUCUGACGUUAUAUAGGGGAUUGGAACAUGCUUUCGAGGAAUUCUUUGACCAUACGGAGGUGCAAGAUCAACAUCAACUCUGACGUAAAAGUGGAUUAGUACAGUGAAGCUGCAGGGUUGCAAGCAGUUAACUAUGACUAGUAGUGGACUUCCUUCGAUCUGAAUAACAGCGAUGCGAGACAUUCGCCACCAGCAUCCAGCGCCGGCCUUUCACUAAAUGUGCAUUUCACUACAUUAGGAGUCCCCCUUGGCCCCCUCCAAUAUGCCGAAGCAACUAGAUAUCACAUCGGCACAGCUUGCUUUUGGAUCUAACAACGCCGCCAAUUAUGUGCAAAUAAAAAAAUACACCCCGAAAAGUAUAAGCCAGCAAGCCGAUGGAAUAUUCUCAUCUGACUACGAAGAGGUUCGCAAAGCAGAGUACGGCUUCAGGAAUGUCAACUCUUCCUUUUUUGACCAAAGCGCAGCGCCUAUUGGAGAGUCGUGUCCGUCAUCCGCUGCCACUGUUAUACGUGAAUUAGGAGGCAUUGAACUUAUGUACAACCUUAAUACAACACAUGGUGCAGAAGCAGUCUGCCUAAUGACAAGGAUAGAAUCAAAGUAUCAAGUGACCAAAGAGAUUGCACUGGAGGCUUUUUUGCUUCUUCUUAGACGCCAUUCCAUUCUGCGAACAUCCAUCAAAACAAAGACAGGAAGCAGAAAUGGUGAACAAGUACUUGUUGAAAACCAUCCGUCGCAUUUAGAUUUUGACGUCUCUUCUCGAACGGAUUGGUUGGAUGUUCUGUUAGAGCAAGCUUCUCGUCCGUUACAAGGCUCGGACAAUACGCUGUUUAGGUGUAGAAUGUUGGAUGCAGGGCCAACUUCUUACAAGGAUGAGAUACAAGAUUUGAACAUUCAUCUGCAUCCACUUGGCUGUUUCGGUUACCAAUCGACUUUUGUCUUUGUUGUUCAUCAUUCUAUUAUGGACGGAGGAUACUUCCUUUGGAUGUUUCAAGAGUACAUGCAUUUCAUAGACGCAGUUGCUAUGGGGCAUAAACUUUAUCGAGUGAAAGAGCUUCCAGUCCUCCCACCAGCUGAAAACAUGAUGACGUUUCCAAGUGAAAAUGGGACUUCAUGUGAAAUAUCCAAUCACAACGACCCACACUGUUCAACUAGGUUUUCAGUAAAACUUUGCCAUGAUUCAAAUCAGGAUCAAUUGCUGAAAGACUAUGAUUUGAAAUUUUUAGACGAGAUUAAUUUUCUGUCGAACUCUGAACCAAGAAACGGGUGUCUUUCAUUCAAACUUUCAAUAGAAGAUUCGAAACAGUUUGUUCAAAGGUGCAAACAACACCAGUGCCGACCAAAAGGUGUUCUAGUAACGGCGUGGUUAUUUGCACUGCUAGAACUCGUCUAUGAUGAUAUCAGAACAAUAGAAGUCCCGUUAGAAUAUAUGAUGGAUUUCCGUCGAUUCUGUGAUUUCUCUCUUAUGGGAAACGAGAUACCUCAUUAUCCGGGUACAGCUGCUAUCCCCAUUCCGUUCGUUGCUCAAAUCCAACGCAAAGGAGGACCCGUCUUGUCAUCGGAGUUUUGGGAAAUUUCAAAACUGUUUGACAGCUUCCUGACCACCAAUGUGUUUUCAAGAGAUACAUUUGAAUGGAUAAAACAAGAAGCUGAAAAAUAUAAAUCAAAACCUCUACAGCAGGAAAGACAAGGCAAGUCGCCGUACGUUCUAUGCAUUUCAAACAUGGGUGUGUGCGAUAGGGUUCUUAACGAUGACGUCAAAUCGCGCAUGCGCAUGGUUGGACUACAUGGUCAUUCGACAGUACUUAUUGACGAUAUGCCAUUAUUCUUAGUAUCAGACUUCAUGUUGAACGGAACACUUUGCGGAAGCGCAAGUUUCUGUGAAAGCUAUACGAGCAGUGCAACAGCGAUGAAGUUCAUAGGACUUUUUAAGAAAUACAUAACUUUGAACUCGAGGUUGUAAGCAGUGGUUCAAAAUCCGCACAGAUGACAAAUAGUAACACUUUUGAGCGGCAAGUAAACACUUGACGUAGUUUGCUUACUUGCUAUAAGACUUAUUGGUUAUGAGAAAUUUUAUAUAAUUUAUAUAUGUUAAAAUACAGCACAUUAUGAACAGUUGGAAUUACUGAAAUGAUGCAGAAGGUUGUUUGCAUAGUCACCAAAAUGAAUGUGCUUGCACUAAACAAAAUGGGGGGGGGGGGGGGUAAGGUACAAAAAAUCGCCCAGGAAAUGUGUACAGUCGAGUAAUAACCAUGAAGUUUGGAAGACAGGAAUAUAUACAUAAAAGCACGGUUACAACAUGCAGAGAUAUACCGUAUUUGCCGAGAAAAUACGAAAAAAUGAGGAUAAAUUCAACACAUUUAUUUGUAAACAUUGCCUCCCGAGCCACAAUCGAGUGUGUGUAUACCACGUGAUAAAUUGCGUCAUAAAUGCUACAUCGGAAGGCGAUAUUUUGCUUCGAAUGGAGACUUUAAACACAGAUAACUUCACUAUUUCUUCACCAUUCUAAAUGAAACUUAGUCUACGCCGCUUACGGAGCCCCGCUUUCGGUCCUUUACCAGAGUUUGAUUGAGAGUUUAGUUUCUUAAAACACUUCGACAAACCUUUUCACAAUACAGCCGUCUGACGGAGCACUGUCAAAACAUUAUUUUGAAACAGGUUUGUCGAAGUGUUUGAUGAAACUAAUAACCAUAUCAAACUUCGGCAAUAAAACGAAGGUGGGGCUCUUUAAGCGGCAUAGACUGCCCUUUGUUUUAUUUAAAAUGGUGUAGUAAAAGAAAAGUUAUCUUUGAUUUAAAUCUUCAUUUUAAGCAAAAUGUUGCCUUCCGACGUAGCAUAUAUGACGCUAUUUAUCAAGUGGUAUACACACACUGCAAUAUGUUCAAUAACUUUCUUUAAAGUUAUGAUACCAAUCUAAGAUGUCGACUGAAGAACAUGUUUCCCCACACACUGGACGCAUUCCUUUUUUCAAAAUCAUAAAAAAGUCAACUUAUCAAGCAAAAAAAUAGUCCCAGAAUCGGUAUUUAUCAAUCCAAAUACGCCGUUUUGUUUGCUAUGAAACAUUUUUGUCACUUAAUGUUUGCCAGAAACGAAAUUACGUCCUCCCCCCUGAAUAUGUGCCAAUGUAAUUCACCGACAAUUUUGAAGGUAUGACAAACUAAUAAACCUACUUAUAGCUAUAUAAUGUGUCUGUACUUUGUUUGUCGAAAAAGAAAGAAUGACAUCAUUGUGUUGUUUUUUCUUUCAAUCUAUAUUUAAUCAACGUAGCCCAGGGGCUUGCUUACUCAUUCGGAUCUGCUCGAAUCAAGCACCUGGGCAACGUCGAUUGAAUUGAGCGACGGUAUAUAUUAAAGGUUAUUCUGAUAGAGGGGAUGGAUCCGUGGUCUUGAGGUAACACACUUGACUAUCAAUCCAGGGAUCGCAGGUUCGAUCCCCCGUCGCAUCACUAAAAAAACCUAAUUGUCUUCCGGGAGGGACGGUAAAUGGGGGUCCCGUGUGACAGUGCUAUACACUGGUGCACGUUAAAGAACCAGGGUAGCUCUAACCAGGGUUACAUUCUGUCUGUGCACAUUGCUCCAAAAACCUAAAAUGACUAACAAUCUUAACGGAGCACUCGCCGAAUGGGCAAGGCCCGAGUGCGAGUAUAAAUAAGCUUACACACCCAAUCCAGGGGUCCAUAACUCGAAAAUAGUCAUUUUUG
Messenger RNA from Mya arenaria, 3853 nucleotides. RefSeq lists its product as uncharacterized. NCBI's taxonomy places the organism in Eukaryota, Metazoa, Mollusca, Bivalvia, Myida, Myidae. The transcript has 2 exons. Bases 419 to 2116 code for a protein of 565 amino acids. The record is from RefSeq and is a predicted model, not a curated record.